Molecule: messenger RNA, 5113 nt
Organism: Cuscuta epithymum
Lineage: Eukaryota; Viridiplantae; Streptophyta; Magnoliopsida; Solanales; Convolvulaceae
Source: the annotation of a GenBank genome assembly
GAAUGGUCUUUCGAUCAACACAUCUCAGUCAGAAGUUGCAGUUAAAAGUUUCUGCUGGUAACCUGGAGGAGUUGGCUCCCAUUAUGGAUCAGUGUUUGAGGGCUGCAAUUGAGAGGAAUGUCUCUGAGUUAGUGAUUGAGAUGAAUUUUAGGCCAACAACUUACUAUAAUAUUCCGAAGGAAGUAUUUGUCUCUAAUUCACUAAAGGUCUUAGAGCUUCAUGGCUGUAAGUUUGAGGAUAGUUUUUCCUGCACUAAUCUUCCACAUCUACAAAAGCUCAGAACCGUGCGGUGCCUGUUUGCUGGUGAGAACGUCUUAUCCAAGAUUUUAUGUGGCUGUCCUGAGUUGGAGUAUCUGGAAGUUUUGAUUUCUGAGGGCAUGAGAAGUUCUAUCUCGGUUUCAUGUAAACCUAGAUUGAAAUAUUUUUAUAUCGGGUGUCGCCACGAGCUCAAGAGGAUUGAGAUCUUUGUGCCCAGUCUUGAAACGUUAAAAUGUUAUUUUGCGUAUUCAUGUUCGAUUGACUUGGCUAGUUGCACUCUUCUCAAACAUUUGGAAAUAAACCACGCUAUCCUCUCUUCUGAUUACGUCCCCAUUCAGUAUCUUUUAUCUAACCUUCUCCAAAUUGAAGAAUUGCAUUUGUCUAACUGUAAAUCAGCUGACAAAAUUCAAAUAGCAAGUUCAUGCCUCAAGAGACUUGUCAUUACCGAGUCACACAAAAACUUUCCUGGUGCUGAACUUGACAUCCCAAAUUUACUUAGUUUAGACUUCUUUUCUAUGGGUGAAUGUAAUACAAAUAACCGGUUCAGUUCUUGGAAUGUUCCCAAGGUAGAAGAAAUUCACAUGGCGUUUUCUGUUAAAAGCUUUCAGAGUGCUUGCAGGGGUGGACUGAAGGGGUUCCUUAUGCAGUUACAAAAUUAUGAAGAUGUGAAAUUGAUUAUACAGUGCAGAGGUGAACAGGUAAGUCUCAUUGACUUUUUAAGUUCUUACUUCACAUGCAAUUUUUGACGCGAUAUUCUCCUUGGGUCAUUUGAAUAGAGAAGGUUGUUCAAUUUUCUGGACAAAUUUAAUUUACUGUAUUCUUUUCUCUUUGAGGUUCUGGUCAUCUGUGUAAGACUCAUCAACAUACAAGAAAACUGAGACGCAUAUAAUUAUACAUGCAAGGUUUACUGUAACAUCUUUGAGUGGUUCAAUGGUGCUAAGUGACAAGGGCGCUCAUCUAACUAAUGCACACGAUAGAAACUAGAAAGGUAUUCAAACAAAGAUCAGUUGAAUAUGGGAGAUCUAUAUUUGGCGCCAUAUUCUGACUAUCCAUAGUUGGAAGUGAGAAGUCUAUCCUUCUUUAAUAAGGAUGAGAACUUGAGCCCAAUACUUAUUUGGUCGGCUGUCGGUGGUAAUUAAUCAGUUGAAUAUGGGAGAUUUGCAUUUGGCGCCAUGGCAGGCUGGUUCUGUUUGAUCAUCUUGCCCCUACUUUCUCAUCCUAAUCAGCCAUUCAGGCUGCUUCUCAUUUUUCUCCGCCAUGUCAGGCAGAGGCCAUGAAAGGACCGCUUUAUUCAUGUCCCAAACAUUAACCUAGAUUAAGUUCAGUUUCUCCAUGUCCAAACAAGAUAACCUUUCGUUUCCUGAAGGGGUGUUUUUGGGGGAUGGGCUUAGACUAUGCUCUCUUGGACUUAUUUCGACCUAGACACAUUGCAUCAGACUAGACCACCAUGAUAUAAUACAUAGUAUAUUACUCCCUCCGUCCCAGGGAGAAGUUCCCGGGUUGACUUUCCCACAUAUUAAGGAAAGUCAAACUGUUUGGCACUGUUUUGCACUGUUUAGCACUGAUUUGAUGUUGGAUAACUUUCCAUUUAGGGAAAUGGGAACUUUUUGUUGGGACUGCCAAAAAAGGAAAGUGGGAACUUGUCCCUGGGACGGAGGUAGUAUGUUAUAGUAUUCUUAUUAUAAUGAUCUAUUUAUUUGGACUAGAAUUUUCUUGUCUAGUCUGGCCUACACUAGCUGAUUUCUCUAAGUGUGGUAUGAUAUGGUCCCUUAAGUUUUUCUAUUUUGGUCUAGUCUAGUUAUAUUUUGGCCUUGUUUGGUAAAUAGUUUAUCAGCCAAUUUUUGGCUCCUUGACCACAAUUAAUGAUUUGGACUGUGUAAACGCCACAUUUAAAUAUUUAAUGUUUGGUAAAUGGAUGUCGAUUUAGCUUAUUGGAUCCAAAAAGACUAAAUUUGAAACGCUGGAAUAGGCAGCGUUUACCAUUGGCAUUUCUGUUUUUGCUCUCUUUAUUGUGCCUGUCGUUGAGAAAUUUUUCCACUGGCUUCUGCAAAUUCUUCAUCAAAGUUUGUAUUCUUCAGCUAUCUAGAAUUAGGGAGGGAGGUAUGUAUUUAUAUAAAUUUGUAUUCAUUUCUAGUUUUUUUCUAUUUUAGUUCCAAAGCUGCUCACUCUGUUUGUUCCCCCGGCUUCUUCUUCUAUGUUUUUUUUUCUAUUUCAUAUGAUUAAUUCCACCUCCCGUUCUGUGUAUGAAGUCAACUGAACCCAUCUCCGGUCCGCAUAAUGGCAAUCAACAAAAUGCUUCUGAAGGCGGACAUCCUUGAGGUCCGGCGGUUCCAUCAACCUAUGAUUGAUUCAAUAUACCUGUUGCGAAAAUUAGAUUUGGAGCAUCGUUUUCUCUUAUGUCCUUUCCACUUUGUUUCAAAAACUGGCCCUGUAGAGCUAAUGUUAAUUGUAUAUAUUAAGGCUGUAUUGUGAUUUGCAACUGUGAUUUCAAUAGAGGUUAUAACAUUUUGAUAAAAAUAUACACAAUGAUCGGAAAGGUUUCCUGGGAAUCUGGGAUGGACUAGUGAUCUACGUUCACUAUUCCUAAAACUGUUAGUGUUGAGUUCGACCCACUUCAUGCAUGUGAUCUGAUGUUAUUUUUAAUUUAUUUUGAUAAAAAGAUUCUAUUGACUUUCUAUUUUUUAAUUUGUUUUGAUCAUAUAUUCUACUGAGUGGUGACUAUCUAAUAAUUGUAAAGCCUGAUGAUCACAGAUGAAUCUUACUCCUUAUUUAAUUUGGCAAUGGAAAAACAUUAUCUCAGCAUAUAGAUAGAGUAAGUAAAAGCCAGUCUUGGAAAGAGCAUAAGUCACCCUCCAUAACAACGAAAGUGUAUAAAAACUCAAAACUCGUGAAUGUUAUAAAAUAAUCCUGAUGGAAGCUAAACACAUUCACAAUUGAUUAUAUGGGUAUUUAUUUUAUACUUCAUAUUUAAUUAAAAUAAGUAUGUUUAUUAUUUUAUUAGACGCAUUCUAGUACUUGUUCAUGUUUGUUGGUAUUCAUGUUAUUUUAGAACGUGAAUCCGUGUUAUUUCAAUUAAUAAAAAAUUAAGUUAUUUUAUUUGUCAUAUAGAUUUACUCAUCAAGUUUUAAAUCUUCUAAAAUACGAAUGAUUUGUACUCUAUAAUUUAAUGUAGGUAACAUUGUUUUAUAAGUAAUAUCUAAAAAAAAUAACAUUCCUAUACGUAUUUUUACACUCAAACAGCCAAUUUACCAAACAAUUAUUGACAAUAAGCUAACAUAAUCAGCCAACUAAAACAGUUAACACAACCAGUUAACAAAUAGCUAAUUAUUGUUAAUAAGCUAUUGUCAAACCACUAUCAUAACUAGCUAACAACUAACAGCUAGAUUGCCAAAUAAGGCCUUGAUAUUUUGUUUUGUUACUAUGAAAUGCAAGUCUUGUAUAGUCUAGUUUGGUUUCGCAAAUCUGUUUUGACCUAAGCCAGACUGGUAUGAUAUGUUUUUAUGUAAUUUUAUAUUUUUAUUAUGGUGAAAGGCGAUUCAUUAAUAAAUAUGUAAUUUGUUACUUAUAUAGUUAUUAAAAUACAAAAAAAAAACAUUUUUUAAAUUAGUUUUUAUAAGAUUAUUUCCAUUUCAAUUAUCUUUUUUGGUCUAAAAAACUACUUCGUACGAUAGUAUAAGAUUUUCAAUAUCGUUUGCAUAUACCUUCAUUUUAUGACCUAUUUAAAUAAUACUCCUUAACAUUAAAAAGUGUGAAGAUGUGGUAUUUAAAUAACUACGAUAUGUAUAAUCUUGCAGUGCUAUUAAAAAUAUAUCUAUAAAAAUAAACUUCACAUAAUGCCAAAUUAGAGUAGUUCACACCCGUCAAAACCAAGCUUAACCAGAUCAAACCAGACAAGAGCAAUUUAGAUUGGACUAGACCAGAAAAUUAUAUAUUGCUCGAUGAGCUAAACUUUUAGGCUGCAGUUGACUCUUUUUGUUAUCCUUAGUCUCAAACUUGCUCUAAUGAGAGUCAUUAGUAUCAGUAAUAGUAUUAAUAUUAUCAUUAUCAUGAUUAUGAUCAUGAUUCUCGUAUUAUUACUAUUACCUUUAUUUUUUUAUUAUUAUUGUCGUCGUUGUCGUUAUUAUAGUGCAUCUAAAAUUUAUCAUUGAAUUUAAAUACUAUUUACAGGAUCUAAUUAUGCAUGAGAAACUGCACGCAGUUUCCUUUUCUUCUCUGAAUAAAUUCUUAAAAAAGGCAAAGCCAGAAUUUUUGCUCAUAUCAUCCAGAAGAGAUGAUUCGUUCUUGGCACGUAUUUUGGUUUCUAGAGAAGACACUAUUAGUCUAUCCAUGAUAUUUUCUUCUCGCAGAAGCAUAGAGUUGCUGCACGAGAAACUGUGCAAUGAAUCAUUUCUGAAGCGUUAGUAUAGGGAAUUUGAGCUGAUUUUUAUCGAGGACAUAGAGCAUGAAGUGGACUCUGAUGUGAAACACUUCAUGAAGACCCAAUCAACAGGUUACCACACUGCUAGAAUAAUCUUCAUCAAGAAGAGUUUGAUGGAAAUGAUCUGUUCAAUGUAGCAUGUGUUUGAAAAGCGCUAGGUGGUGGCCCCUGGCCGGGCAUAAUCAGGCCUACAUGGGCCUAGAACAAGAAAAAACCUCUAGUGCAGCAUGCUGCAUUGCUGUUUAUAUUGACAUCAAUCAGAUGAUACUGCUGUCUGUAACUCUGGGCUCUUGCAAUGACAAUCCAUUCUAAAAGGCGUUUAGAUUUUUUACAUUCUCUCCAAGUCGUUAGUUUUUUUAUGACAUAUGUCCUCUGAGGCCUUGGUCCUUUUCUAGAACAAUUUGCAUCUUGGUUUUACAUUAUCAAUCUUGUCAGGAG